UCGACUUUCGUAUUCGAGUGGUUCGUGAUGCGGUCAACAGACUUGCGUUGCCUUGUGCUGUGAUGGAAAGUUAAAGUUUGCUCUAUUUAGUGUCAAUAAUUACUCAGUUGAAAAUGUUCUGACUAGAUAGUUUGGUGUUUGUUAACCAAUUUUCUAUGUUGAUUAAUUUUUAUCAGGUAAAAUUAUUGAACUGGAGACAUAGUAAGGACAAUGAAAGAGAAACAGCAAGCCAGCUUGUACGACAAACGAGGAAGAAUGGUCUCAAACAUGCGGCAGCCUCACACCCAACGCGCAAGCGAUAGAAGCAGUCACGAUGUGUGCCAUAAACUAUCUAACAAAUUUAUCCUAGACUCUUUAAAAAUUGAUAAGCCUGUUUUUAAUUCAAGUGAUAAGCCUGUUACUACCAACAAUCAGUACAAUCGACAAGGCAGUGUGAACUCAAAGCCUGCUACUAAGAAAUCAAAGCCUCAGCAGUGCUAUUACAUGAACAACAGCAACAAAUUUUUCCAGCCUAUCGAAGCUUUGUCCAAAGAAAAUUCUCCAAUCGCAGCUUCCCAGAAGAAGAAACCUAACCAAUCUAGGAACAGGAAUAGUCCAUCUUGGAACAGAGAUUGCACCCUAUCACCAAUUUUCACGUAUUACGCAGGAGCCAAAUUUAGCAGUCCUCCAUCUCCUGACGAGCUGCCAAAACCACCCACCACCUGGCUUCAACCUGCGCCUGGGUCCUGUACUUGCCCAUGUUCAAGCCCUUGCUCCAACUGUCCACCUGUGUCUUGUAAUAGCCAAAAUACUCUCCUGCACGUGCAAGCGUAAUCUUUGUGUUCCAACUGCAAAUCUCCGUGCUUUUCCUCGUUGACGAAUUAGUGAAGUUUUGUUGAAGUAUAAAAUUUGUUGUAGGUUUAAUAUUGAAGUGGUGUAACAGUAAUAGAAUCAUUGGUCUCGCUGCUCAAAUUUAGACCAAAGCAAUUUAGUAUCAAAGACUUUAUUAAGCGCAAUUCUCAGUACGUCUCCUCAGCUUACCUCUCCACUUAUCUUUUAUGUAAGAUUCUAAAUCAGUCAGAUU
Messenger RNA from Bemisia tabaci, 1063 nucleotides. RefSeq lists its product as uncharacterized. Lineage: Eukaryota; Metazoa; Arthropoda; Insecta; Hemiptera; Aleyrodidae. The record is from RefSeq and is a predicted model, not a curated record.